AUGGAUGAAAAAAAGAAUGCCACAAACGAGCUGGAAGUAAUUGAAGAAUAUGAAAAAAACUUGGAUUGUAUUUAUCAUCCGACCCAAUAUUUAGAAGAACGGUUUUGGUUGGUAUCAGUAGUUGGUACAACUGUAGCAACCAUAUCGAUAAUCGAGAAUUCUUUCCUCUUUUUUGUACUAAUUACAAACACAAAUAAAACAAAACAAAUUUGGUUUUGCUCGUUACUGACUAUCAAACAAUUUUUUCAUCCGAAUGAAUUUACCAAUCUGACUUUGCAACAAACUUCUAAAUUGGUAGCCAAAUCAAGCAUUCUUUCACUAUUUAAAUUAGAAUCAAUCAACAAAGUUCAUCGCCAAUCAUACUUGUUGUACUUCGCCUUGUUGGCAUUUUUUGACGUACUCGUCGCUGCUGCCUACAUAUCCCUUAUGUCCAUCUCACAACUCGCUGAUUAUUAUAUGUCACCAAAAUUACUUCAGGCCUGGUACUUUUCAAAAAUUAAACUUCCUAUUAAGUUGUUAAUUAACGAACUGAAAUCCAUCAAACAAAACACAGCUUGCAUAGGUACAUUGGCAGAGUAUACUUUGGAACUUUCAACAUUCGCUCUAAAUCCCACGUAUAACGAAUUAUGGCGUUUUUGGUUCCGAAAUAUCAUUACAAUUUUGUUGCCUUUUUUCUUGCUUGCUUUUCUUAACACUAGAAUCGUAAUUGUUUUACACAGGAAGCAGUACAGUUCCUCGGCUUGUGAACUUAGCAGAUCCGAAAGAAAGAAUAUUUAUUUUUGGUUGUUUUGUGAUUUAAUCCAAAUGUGUGCUUUAUUGAUUUUUGAUAAUAAUUUAGUGCACAAAACUCCAAAAAUGGUAAGUUUCUGAUA
Thelazia callipaeda (thelaziosis nematode) is the source of this 872-nucleotide messenger RNA. Lineage: Eukaryota; Metazoa; Nematoda; Chromadorea; Rhabditida; Thelaziidae. The record is from the annotation of a GenBank genome assembly.